Insectozyma verbasci is the source of this 987-nucleotide messenger RNA. Lineage: Eukaryota; Fungi; Ascomycota; Pichiomycetes; Serinales; Debaryomycetaceae. The record is from the annotation of a GenBank genome assembly.
AUGUCAGAAAAGUUAUCAAAAGCAGAUUAUUUCGAGAAUUAUGAGAAAUUAAGAAUGAAGAUGAAAAAUGAAAUGAAUGCAGCUUAUAAAGGUGAAGGUUCAUCGAUUUCAUUGAAUUAUUUAAAUGAAUUAAAUAAGUUGUACUGUUUAGUACAAAAACAAAAAAUAAAGGACACUAAAGUCCAUUUAGAAGAUUCAGAAGUUUUUAAAGAAGCUUCAGAUUUUGCUGCUUUAAAUGCUAGAAAUAUCAAAUUUGGGAAUAACUUAAUUUCCUUAGAUGAUUUAGAUUUUCUAAAACAUUUAAAAAAAUUUGCUAAAACUAAUGGUUCAGCUAUUAUUAAUGAUGAUUUAGAUGAUGAUGAUGAAGAAGAAGAAGAAGAAGAUAUAAUAGAAGGUGAACAUAUUUUUAAUCAAACAAAUUGGCUAAGUUUAGGUAUGUUAUAUUAUCAAGUUUCUAAAAAACCAAUAUCGGUUGAUUUCUUAAAUGGUCCUAUAGAAUCUGAAAGAAAGAAGAUAAAUCAAAGAAGUAGAAAUAUAGAUGACACAAAGGGUGGAAGCUCAACAACUGCAAGACAAGUUGAAGCUAGUGAUAUUCAAGAUAAUGAAGAAAAAAAUACAGCAUACAUGGUUAGAAAAAUUUAUGAACAUUAUAUUCAAAAUGAUGAUGGAUCAGGUAUAAUAUUUUAUAGAUUCUUCAUUAAUCCAUUUUCAUUCUCACAAAGUAUUGAAAAUUUAUUCUUUACUAGUUUUUUAAUUAAAGAUGGUAGAUUAAAAUUAUAUGAUAAUGAUGGAAUUCCAACUAUAAAACGAGUUAGUAAUGAAGAGCUUCAUCAAAGUCAAUUGGACUCUUCAAAUGUGGUUUCAAAUCAUCAUAUAGCAAGUUUUAAUUAUAAAGUAUGGAAAGAUUCAAUUGAAAUGUAUAAUAUUCUGGAUUGUUUUCUAGGUCAUAGGACGGAACAAGAAGAUCAAAUGCCAAAUGAUGUAUAA